Penaeus chinensis is the source of this 1782-nucleotide messenger RNA. RefSeq names its product glucose-1-phosphate adenylyltransferase-like. NCBI's taxonomy places the organism in Eukaryota, Metazoa, Arthropoda, Malacostraca, Decapoda, Penaeidae. The transcript has 6 exons. Gene Ontology annotation, biological process: biosynthetic process. Bases 16 to 804 code for a protein of 262 amino acids. The record is from RefSeq and is a predicted model, not a curated record.
UCAUUCCUGGUAACAAUGCGAGCUGUGCUGUUAGCGGCUGGUUAUGGGACAAGAUUGGACCGCGAUUUACGGAAUGAUGAAAGUGGCCUCUACACUCAUCUUAUUGGUGUCCCAAAGCCUCUGCUCCCAAUUGGCCAGCACCCACUCCUUAGUCACUGGAUCCACAUCUUCAAGCAGUGCAGUGCAAUAUCAACCAUCGUGGUGGUGGUAAAUGAAUUGCAUAAAGAAUUAUAUGAAAAAUGGGCUGCCUCAUUAGAUAUGAAAGUGAGUAUUGUCAGUGAUGGCUCUAUUUGCAAUGACCAGAGAUCAGGGGCUGUUGCAUGCAUGCAGCUUGGUUUGCAGGAGAAGAAAGAAGAUACGCUGUUCAUUGCAGGGGAUACCUUGUUUAAGAAAGAUUUUUCUUUUGGUGCCGUAAUAUCGGAAUUCUGUAAUCUUCAAACAACAAAUAAAGGGGCCUGCCUAAUACUGAGUGCACCAGUUGCUGAAGAAAAUGUAUCUAAACAUGGGAUAAUAGAAGUGUCCGACUCAGAAAGAGUGACUAAAUUCGUUGAAAAACCACAACCAUCGGAAACUACCUCAAGGCUCCAGUGUCCAUGUUUUUACAUUAUUUCAAGAGAAAGUUUGCAACAUCUGGAGGAUUUCUUAGAAGAAAUGAAAGACAAGCCCCUGAAGACACGUGAUGCAACAGGAACUUUCAUAUCUGAACUUAUAGAUCGAGCUCCUGUCUACGCCCAUCAUGUCAGUCAUCGAUAUGAUGUUGGUAAUCUUCAGUCUUACCUUCAGUGCCAUGAAGACUUUCUGUAAGAAAUAUAUAAGAGUAAUUCAAGAGAUUAAUUUAUGGAGUUUGUUAAAGUUAUAAUGAUCAGUAUAAUGUAAAAAAUAUUGAAAGAAAAAGGAAAAAAUCAAGUUGACAUAACUUUUUAGUAGGAAAAAGAUUGAACUGUAAAGCUCAAAGUGAUAGCAGGGAUGUGCAUUUAUUUUGAUUCUGUCUUUUUUAAUAAACACUUUCUUAUUUACCUCUGUCAUUUUCUUUUAAUACUCUCUUGUUUUAUAUUGUGAAAUUGACAUGAGAAACUUGGAAACAUGUUUUCUCUGUCAAAGGGCCAGAGAAAAUUGACUCAAGGUCUAGAGUUGGCUGCUAAUUCAAUAACAGUAUGUGAAGGUUUUAUUAUGUAUUAUUGUCUUUAUUUCCUUUUGUUUUGUAUGAUAAGUCAUUGCUAAGCAGCAACUAUUCAGUAUUAGUCAUGGAGUAUACUUCUGCAUAUAUGGUAUGAAUUAAUAACUACUUAGUUGGUAUAGUAGAGUAUUUAUUUAUUUAUUUAUAAACUUCCAAAGUACAUUUAUUUCCUGAAGGUAGAGUUUAUUUUUUGAAGGUGAGUGUUGGUACUUCAGGUGCUUGCUGGGGUUUUAUGAUAUUGAUUUUUGAACGGAAAAUAAUGUCUGAUAUUUCAGGCAAUGAAGUGGCUUUUGUUAUGGUAAACAUUGCUUAAAAUGUUGUGCUAAAUCAAUUUGGCCAGUUUUGUCAAUUAAAGAUGCAUUUUUCAAUGUAACCAUAUGAUUUGGCAUUAACUCUGAAUUUUGGAAAAUAUACAAACACAAAAAUUCCAUAACAAGUGCAAUGGUAUGUUAGGUUAGGUUGUUAGCAGAUGAUAUGUACAGAGGAGGAAGCAGUUAUUUAUAUUGCAGCAUUAGUUGUGUCAUAGAUUUAAAAAUUGCAGUAAUGCUACAUAUACUAUAAUUGUAGUCACUGCCUAUGAAGAAAUAAAGAUAUUUUUUUCUUGC